Molecule: messenger RNA, 2469 nt
Organism: Prunus dulcis (almond)
Lineage: Eukaryota; Viridiplantae; Streptophyta; Magnoliopsida; Rosales; Rosaceae
Product: putative disease resistance protein RGA3
Exons: 2
Coding region: 196-2469 (757 amino acids)
Biological process (GO): defense response to other organism
Molecular function (GO): ADP binding; protein binding
Source: RefSeq, a predicted model, not a curated record
UGUUGUCGUGGUGCCUGAAUUGCCUUACAAGCAUUCUUCAGCCUCAGCAUUAUAAAACUAGCUGGGGAGAAAUGAGAAUGCCUACGACAAUUCCCAACACUACAUACCUUGUUAUCAUUUGCAUUAAAAGAUUUCUUCCUUUCCCUUUUCCUUUUCCUUUUUCUUGCACUAGAAAUCCAAUUCUAGAGCAAACAAAUGGCUGAAGCACUCAUUUCUGUGCUCAUAGAACAAUUAGCCUCAAUCAUCCAAAAACAAGUACAACAAGAGGUCAGACUAGUUGUGGGUGUUGAGAAAGAAGUGGCAAAACUCACCAGCAAUUUCAAAACUAUUGAAGUUGUGCUCAAUAAUGCAGAGGAGAGGCAAGUGAAGGAGGUGGACGUGAGACAAUGGCUGGAAAGGUUGAAGGAUGUAUCCUACGAGAUGGACGACCUGUUGGACGAGUGGAGUACUGAAAUCCUAAAACAACAAAUUCAGCAACAAGAAGAAGCUGGUAAUGCUAGUAGUACUAGUACUACCAAGAAGGUAUGUUUCUGCAUUCCUGCCCCUUGGUUUUGUUUUGGCCAAGUCAGUCAAGUAACUCUUCGUCGUGACAUUGCUGUGAAGAUAAAAGAACUAAAUGAAAGAUUAGCUCUGAUUGUUAGUGAAAGGCAAAACUAUAACUUUCAAUACACGAAAAGAGAAAUUGAACAAAUUGAACGACAAAAAAGUUCUUCUUUCGUUGAUAAGACAUUUGGUCGAGUCGAUGAAAAGGACAAAGUAGUAGAAAAGUUGUUGAGUGGCAGUGGUCAAGGAGGGGCGACCUGCCUUGUCAUCCCUAUUAUAGGGAUGGGAGGGAUUGGCAAGACAACUUUUGCCCAACUUGCCUAUAAUGAUGAAAAGGUUCAAGCUCAUUUCCACACUAGAAUAUGGGUUUGUGUCUCAGAUCCUUUUGAUGAGAUCAAAAUUGCCAAAGCCAUCAUUGAGGGUCUGAAAAAAGAGACCCCAGCUUCAAAUGAGUUGCACACUCUAAAGUCCAUUAUACAUGAGUCCGUUAAGGGCAAGAAGUUCCUUCUUGUCCUAGAUGAUGUGUGGAACCAAGACUAUUUAAAGUGGGAACAAUUAAAGCUCCCUUUACAAAAUGGGGCUGCGGGUAGUAGAAUAUUGGUGACCACACGAAAAGAGGAAGUUGCGAGGAUGGUGGGAGCAUUCACUGAUAUGGUAAAUUUGGAGGUGUUGAGUGAAGACAAUUGUUGGGCAUUGUUCUAUCACAUUGCACUGUCUGAUAGAGAAAAAAAUGAGUCUAAUGGGUUAGAAUCUAUUGGUAAACAAAUUGUCAAAAAGUGUAAGGGUCUGCCCCUUGCUGCAAAGGCAUUAGGUGGUCUCAUGCGCUGCAAGAAAACGAGGAAAGAAUGGGAAGACGUUUUGAAUAGUAAGAUAUGGGAGGUAGACGAGGUUGAGGAACAAGUUUUCCAACCACUGUUACUAAGUUAUUAUGAUUUGGCCCCGGCAAUCAAACGUUGUCUUUUGCAUUGUGUUAUUUUCCCAAAAGAUUAUAACAUUGUCAAAGAUGAGUUGAUUGAGUUGUGGAUGUCACAAAAUUAUCUUAAUUCAAUUGGAAACAAAGAAAAAGAAGCGGUAGGCGAAAUGUACUUUGAUAACUUAGUAAUGCGCUCUUUCUUUCAAGAAUUUGAGAAAGAUAAUCUUGGUAAUAUAACGGGGUGCAAGAUGCAUGAUGUUGUGCAUGACUUUCUACAAUUUCUAACUAAGAAUGAAUGCUUAGUUUUGGAGGCUGAGGGUGGUAACAAUAAGAGAAUAAUGGAGUUUGAUGGAUAUAAGAAGGUUCGUCAUUUGACAUUAAUGUUUGCACCCAACGGUCCACUAAUUCCAAGUUCCUUGUGCAACUGCAAGAAUUUAUGGACUCUUGCAACUUUUGAUUCAAAGAUUACUAGUUUUGGUCGAGAGUUAAUUUCACAAGUAAAAUGCCUUAGAAUGUUGAAUUUGAGUCAUAACUCCUUGAAAGAAGUUCCAAAUGAGGUUGGAGAAUUGACACAUUUGAGGUAUCUUGAUUUGUCUUAUAAUCAUGAUUUGAUGAAAUUGCCAAACACCAUGUGUAAUUUAAUCAAUCUGCAAACCUUGAGACUCAUUUACUGCGGGGCACUUGAAAUAUUACCUGAAGGCAUGAGAAAGCUGAUUAACUUGCAGCAUCUUCAUGUUUGGGGGUGUCGUAGUCUAAAAUUGCCCAAGGGGAUUGCAAGGUUAACAAGUCUACGAAUGCUAGACGUAGUUUACAUCCAUGGCGAUGAUGGCGUUGAUAACAACAAAGAAGCAUUAUUCGAGUUAAGUGAUUUGAGAAACAUUGACCAACUUCGUGGGAGUUUUUGUAUUUGGUUUGGUACGGAUCUAAAGGACGUGAGGCAGGCCGAGAAAGCGCAUUUGGUGAACAAAAAUUGCCUUGCUACUGUGGCACCACACUUCGGCCCCAUUGGAUGA